Messenger RNA from Pipistrellus nathusii (Nathusius's pipistrelle), 1482 nucleotides. The record is from the annotation of a GenBank genome assembly. Lineage: Eukaryota; Metazoa; Chordata; Mammalia; Chiroptera; Vespertilionidae.
AUGCCUCCUCCGGCCGGCGGUGCCCGCGCGCUGCCCCGCAGCCUGUCCCGCCUGCGCCCGUGCCCCGGCCGCUCGCGCGUGGUGCUGGCGCUCGGGGCCACGCAGAUGGCGCUCGGCUGCCUCAUCGUGGCCGUGAGCUUCGCCGCGCUGGCGCUCACCACGUCGGCCCGCGUCCGCCACUCGUGCCCGUUCUGGGCCGGCUUCUCGGUGCUGCUGUCAGGACUCAUUGGUGUUGUCUCCUGGAAAAGGCCUCUCUCCCUCGUGGUCACCUUCUUCAUGCUGCUGUCCGCCGUGUGCGUGAUGCUCAACUUGGCCGGCUCCAUCCUCUCCUGCCAGAACGCCCAGCUCGUCCGCGCCCUGGGAGCCUGCCAGCUGAUCAAGUUUGACAGUGUGGAGGUGUGCAUCUGCUGUGAGACGCAGCACCAGGCGGCCGGCUGCAGCAACCUCGGGGAGACGCUGAAGCUGAACCCGCUGAGGGAGGACUGCAACGCCGUGCGGCUGACCCUCAAGGACCUGCUGUUCAGCGUGUGCGCCCUCAACGUCCUCUCCACCAUCGUGUGCGCCCUGGCCACUGCCAUGUGCUGCAUGCAGAUGGUGUCCACCGACAUCCUACACCUGUUCCUUCCGCACAGGACGCAUUCCACCAGCCCGGCCUGCGUGACCCCGCAUGGCACCAUCCUCCACCAGACGCUGGACUUCGAGGAGUUCGUCCCUCCCCUGCCGCCUCCCCCCUACUACCCUCCCGAGUACUCCUGCACGCCCACGGCCGAGGCCCACCGGGGCCUCCACCUGGACUUGGCUCCCGCCCCGUUCGGCACCUUGUACCACGCGGCCAUCAGCAGCCCCGGCCUGCUCUACCCCGCGGAGCUGCCCCCGCCCUAUGAGGCCGUGGUGGGCCCGGCCUCGCCCCGCCAGGUCCUGAGCACAGCCCAGCAGAGGGCCCAGACCAGCUCCCGGGACCCGGACGCCUCUGCCGGCUUCUGCGCCCAAGAGAGCACCAGCCGCCCCGGCUCCCAGGUCGGCACUGCGCCGGGCCCCAGCCACCCGUCCCCCGAUGGCCCCGAGGGGGCCUCGCCGCCAGCCCGGCACCCCGGCCUCGCCUCCCCCGGGGGCCCCCACCGGGGCUCACGGACACCUCCGGGCCCUGGCCGCCUGGCCCGCUCCACCAGCGACCCCACCGUGUGCUCGUCGGAGGCAGCAGUCUCCCGGUCUCGCUCUGCCGCGGCUGCCUGCGCCCACAGACACCAGCCAUCCCCGCCCGGGCACCCCGACACCUGGGAACAACCGCAGCGGCGCCCGGAGCCCGAGGCCUCGCCGUCGGCUGCCAAACAGCGGCCUCACUCCGUUGUGGACAGCCAGGCCCACGCGGGCACCGGGGGCCUGGUGGCUAAGUUUCUGGGGCGCUCCAGCUGCCCCCUCUCCCCUGCAGAGCGCCCCACGGAAGGGGCCUUCAGCGCGGCCGCCGUGCUGGACCAGGUGUGA